UCAAUGUCAUUCGCUGUCAUAUGAUUUGAUUACCUUUUUGGCGAGUUAAAAUUUUUAGUAAGGACGGACCAGCUUGUAAAUCAUAUCCAAAAUGCCAGUCUGUGGACCGAAAUUGUCGCUUUGCGGUCUGAUCAUCAGUGUGUGGGGCGUAAUCCAAUUGGCCUUCAUGGGUGUAUUUUACUAUUUCCAUGCAGUGGCUUUGGCUGAGGAUUUACCCGAGUUUGAAAUCGAAUCGAACUCCACAGAAGAGUAUAUGAAAGAAUUUUAUAGCAAAGUUGAUUCUGGCUACACACAGAAUGCUUAUAACUGCUGGAUAGCUGCAUUACUGUACCUUGUUACUCUGUUCUUCUCAGCACAUCAAUUCUGGGCCAACAAUCGUUCAUCUUUGAGUGUGUAAUUUAAUUGAUUAAUAACAAUUUCAUUUUUAGUAUUAAUGUCUUUUCCGACAUUCCUUGUAUAUUUUUAACUCACCAAGUUUUAAAAAUUAGUAGAUAAGUGUUAAUACAUGUUAUUUAAAUGUACAUAAGAUUAAAACCAGCUUGUAGUUUUCAUGUAAAAUACAAUAAAUUAUUACAAGAAUAAAACCUCUUUAAGCCAA
Messenger RNA from Aethina tumida (small hive beetle), 598 nucleotides. RefSeq names its product ribonuclease kappa-B. The record is from RefSeq and is a predicted model, not a curated record. The transcript is spliced from 3 exons. Gene Ontology annotation, molecular function: RNA endonuclease activity. NCBI's taxonomy places the organism in Eukaryota, Metazoa, Arthropoda, Insecta, Coleoptera, Nitidulidae. Bases 92 to 397 code for a protein of 101 amino acids.